Molecule: messenger RNA, 729 nt
Organism: Alligator sinensis (Chinese alligator)
Lineage: Eukaryota; Metazoa; Chordata; Crocodylia; Alligatoridae
Gene: SNRPA
Product: small nuclear ribonucleoprotein polypeptide A
Biological process (GO): mRNA splicing, via spliceosome
Cellular component (GO): U1 snRNP
Molecular function (GO): U1 snRNA binding
Source: RefSeq, a predicted model, not a curated record
CCCAAUCCACAUUUGCCUCCCCCAGAGCUGAAGAAGUCCCUGUACGCCAUCUUCUCCCAGUUCGGGCAGAUCCUGGACAUCCUGGUGUCCCGCAGCCUCAAGAUGAGGGGCCAGGCCUUCGUCAUCUUCAAGGAGAUCAGCAGCGCCACCAACGCCCUGCGCUCCAUGCAGGGCUUCCCCUUCUACGACAAGCCCAUGGUAGGGAAGCGGGAGAAGAGGAAGCCCAAGGGCCAGGAGACACCGACGACCAAGAAGGCCAUGCCGGGAGCAGCCGCCCCCGCGGCCAACGCCGUGCAGGGCGCCGUGCCGGGGAUGGCGAUGAACCAGGCUCCCCGCAUGAUGCACCACAUGCCAGGCCAGCCACCCUACAUGCCCCCGCCCGGCAUGAUCCCGCCGCCUGGCAUGGCUCCCGGAGGCAUGGCACCGGGCGGCAUGGCCCCCCAGCAGAUGAUGCCUGGCCAGAUGCCUCCUGCCCAGCCGGUCUCGGAGAAUCCGCCCAACCACAUCCUCUUCCUCACCAACCUGCCCGAGGAGACCAACGAGCUGAUGCUCUCCAUGCUCUUCAACCAGUUCCCCGGGUUCAAGGAAGUGCGGCUGGUGCCAGGGCGCCACGACAUCGCCUUCGUGGAGUUCGAUAACGAGGUGCAGGCCGGGGCCGCCCGCGACGCCCUCCAGGGCUUCAAGAUCACCCAGAACAAUGCCAUGAAGAUCUCCUUCGCCAAGAAGUGA